Molecule: messenger RNA, 1461 nt
Organism: Caenorhabditis remanei
Lineage: Eukaryota; Metazoa; Nematoda; Chromadorea; Rhabditida; Rhabditidae
Exons: 8
Coding region: 1-1461 (486 amino acids)
Biological process (GO): protein phosphorylation
Cellular component (GO): cytoplasm
Molecular function (GO): protein serine/threonine kinase activity; ATP binding
Source: RefSeq, a predicted model, not a curated record
AUGGUUCUGUUUUCAGGUACAAUAUGCGAACGACAGGAUGUUUGUAAGACGUCAAAGUAUGUGUAUACGGCAACAAUGGCCAGUUAUACGGUGACCGAGUGGAAGUUGAGGGGGAUUACGUUCACUGACAACGAAAAGAUCUCCCGUACCAUCGAAGACCUCUGCCUGCUCCGUCAUAAGAGGCUCGCCCCAAUCUACGGAUAUCAUUGGAAGAUUGACAAUGAGUUAAUGGUAUUUCGUGCUCAUGUACCACAAGGGACAGUAGCGGAUUUGGUGAAAAGGAGUUCAUUGCCACAAGAAACAGCGCUUCGAUAUAUUGUACAUGUGAUUGAUGCACUAGCUUACCUCCACGAGAGAAGGCAUGUUCACGGGAAGCUGAAUGCAUCCAACCUGCUACUCACCAUCUCCAAUGACAUCCUGCUCGCCGAUCCCUAUAUCGAGGGGCUCCCUUGUGCUCAGAAACGGAGAGCCCUCUUGGCUUCACCACCCGAAGCGUUCAACUCCUGGGACUCUUACCCCUGCCUGACACCUUCUUCGGACAUCUGGUCGGUUGGAUGUGUGCUCGUGACAAUGGUCACCAGAUACCCACCUUUUCUCGAUCAUUUCAUGCAUUUUCAUGGCGAUGGAUUGCAUAGAGAACUAGUAACCGAAUGGAACACACGUCGCCGUUUAGUCUACUCCAGUCAAAAUUUGCUCAGAGAUGCCUCCAAAGAUAUCUGCGACUUGGUCGACCAAAUUUUCAUCGUAGACCCCGCGCACCGUCCAUCAGCCCAAAGCCUUCUAGAAAUGCACUCAUCGAAAUCACGCAAAACUUCGAUCAGAAACUCUUUGGCAUCGCUAGCAAACCACAAGGAACCGGAACCCCCGAAACCAAUCGACGAGUUCUAUGUGGAUCGGGCGAAUGAUGAGGAACAUAGGCAGUUGGAGAAUCUCAUUGAGAUGGCUGAGAAAAUGCAUAAGGAUCAGGAGGAGGGCGGCUUCCUCCCAUUCAUCCGAUGGUACUUCUCGAGAAUCUUGAUUUUCUCAAUUCUACUCGUCAAAUGGGUCGGAAUGGUGUUGUGUGCUGCGAUGAGUCUGGCUGUGGUUGCUGGAAGUGUGUUCUUCGCGAUUUUUCUGAUUUAUAAUGGAAUACAAAUCGCAUGUCAGUGCUCGUUGAAUGAAGGAUUCAUUGUUCUCAUCGCUCUUAUCCUCCUUCCCAUUAUCAUUCUCCUCACAACACUAUGUUGUAACAACUCUCUCGACAGAUAUCAUGCAGAUGUGGAGAGCGGAAAAAUUGAGAGGAGUCGCUACGUCAUGAAAACCCCAUCCAAAGAUAUUAUAGUCGGUGGGUAUAUUCUGGUGGAGGGAAAACCGAAUAUCAAAGUGCCAGAGGAGAAUUCUAGAAAGAUCGGCAUCGCCGAAGGAAUCUCCCAGAUGAAUCGUGGUGUCGACUUCCUAAGAGACGUUGCGCGAAUUGCCUAA